Messenger RNA from Symbiodinium necroappetens, 330 nucleotides. NCBI's taxonomy places the organism in Eukaryota, Dinophyceae, Suessiales, Symbiodiniaceae. The record is from the annotation of a GenBank genome assembly.
GCCAAUUUGCCGGCAGACGUGCGCUGCCAUUCUGCGUGGUGGACGUUGGAUCUCAGCUUCUGCACGCGUGGCACGGCUGUGAAGACCUACACAUACUACGUGGCCCAGCAAAGCCCAGGAGCCGAGAUCCCCCCCAGAGCGUUGGCCGUCCUGCAGCAAGCCACUUGGUUCCUCCCUCCAGAGAAGUCACGCCUAGACCAGGCGCGCAUGAAAGCUGCGGCUGCGCAGCUUGUGGGACGACAUGACUUCUGUGCAUUAUCCUCGGCAUCCGGUGGGGAGGGCUCCACCACUCGCCAGCUGAUUGCUUUGGAGGUAGAGCUCCUCGAGCAG